GGACCGGACACAUGCCAUGCUUUCAUAUCCCCUCGCCUGCUCACAGUCACCGCAGUCCCAUCGGAUUAUUUUACCAUCCGCAUCGCGAAAGGAAUUUUCUUUCCUGGAAAUUUUGGAAAUUUAUUAAACAUCUUGAAAAAUGGCCUCCGCCCUGGCCCGUCCCCUUGUGACGAUCUUGGACGAGAAGAACGUUCCAAGUGGGUCAAUUCCAAUGCCGGCCGUUUUCAAGGCACCCAUCCGACCCGACAUUGUCAAUUUUGUUCAUCAAAAUAUGAGCAAGAAUUCUAGACAACCGUACGCCGUCAAUGUGGAUGCUGGACACCAAACAUCUGCUGAAUCAUGGGGAACUGGUCGUGCUGUUGCUCGUAUUCCGCGUGUUCGCGGUGGUGGAACUCACCGUUCGGGUCAAGGAGCGUUCGGAAACAUGUGUCGUGGUGGUCGAAUGUUUGCUCCGAAUAAAACCUAUCGUCGAUGGCAUCGAAAGAUCAACGUGAACCAGAAGAGGUACGCCGUCUGCUCAGCUAUUGCUGCCAGUGGGGUCCCAAGUCUGGUCAUGUCCAAGGGUCACGUGAUUGGAGAAACUGCCGAGUUCCCAAUGGUCGUCAGCGACAAGGUUCAAGAAUAUGACAAAACCAAACAAGCCGUCAUUUUCUUGAGACGUUUGAAAAUCUGGAAUGAUGUCGCGAAGGUCUACAAAUCACGAAGGAAUCGUGCUGGUGUUGGUAAGAUGAGGAAUCGUCGUCGUGUCCAAAGGAAGGGACCACUCAUCGUCUACUCGAAAGAUCAGGGCCUGUCCCGCGCUUUCCGUAACAUCCCAGGCGUUGAAACUCUUGACGUUAACAAGUUGAACUUGUUGAAACUUGCUCCUGGAGGUCACGUUGGUCGCUUUGUUAUCUGGACGGAAUCUGCGUUCAAGGAGUUGGACAAAUUGUACGGAACUUGGCGCAAGGGUUCGGAAUCCAAGAAGGGAUACAAUCUUCCCAUGCCAAAAAUGGCUUCCACCGACUUGUCGAGACUUUUAAGAUCGGAUGAAAUUCAAGGAGUUAUCAGGGCGCCAAUUAAAUCCCGCACCCUGUCCAAGACCAAGCUGAACCCCUUGACGAACCACAAAGCGAUGUCCAAGUUGAAUCCAUACGCAAUUGUGACGAAGCGAACGGCCGUGUUGAAGGAGGAAGCAGUUAAACAAAAAGCUGACAAAAAGAGGGUGUUGACCUUGACCCGCCGUAAGCAGAUGGUUGACAAGGCCAAGAAGACCUUAGCGGACAAGGCCAAAAAAGCUGACGGUCGAUUGAAAGCUCGCCUAGAAAAAUUUAACAAGCGUGCGGCAAAGAAGAAGGAAAUUAGGAAAAAGAAUGCUAUCGAGGCCGGAAAAAAGAAAAACUCCACCCCGAAAAAGUAAAAUUUUGUUGUUGAAUUUUUACUUUGAAAAAUUAAACUAAAUAAAAAAAUUUUCAAGAAAAA
This is a messenger RNA of Folsomia candida, 1461 nucleotides long. RefSeq names its product 60S ribosomal protein L4 (gene RpL4). Lineage: Eukaryota; Metazoa; Arthropoda; Collembola; Entomobryomorpha; Isotomidae. Gene Ontology annotation, cellular component: ribosome; cytosolic large ribosomal subunit. Bases 140 to 1399 code for a protein of 419 amino acids. The record is from RefSeq and is a predicted model, not a curated record. Gene Ontology annotation, biological process: translation. Gene Ontology annotation, molecular function: structural constituent of ribosome; RNA binding. The transcript has 7 exons.